UGCGAGAGCAUGGGGUUGUAUGCCACCGCGGCGGCGGUGCUGGCCGGCGUGGAGCAACGCCAGGGCUCCCUCAAGAGCCUGGUGUAUUCCAGCAGCUUCCAGAACGUGAAACAGUUGUACGCGCUGGUGUGCGAGACGCAGCGCUACUCGGCCGUGCUGGACGCGGUGAUCGCCAGCGCCGGGCUCCUUCGAGCCGAGAAGAAGCUGCGGCCGCACCUGGCCAAGGUGUUAGUGUAUGAAUUGCUGCUAGGGAAGGGUUUCCGAGGGGGUGGAGGCCGAUGGAAGGCCCUGCUGGGCCGCCAUCAGGCAAGGCUCAAGGCCGAGUUGGCCAGGCUCAAGGUUCAUCGAGGUGUGAGCCGAAAUGAGGACCUGUUGGAAGAGAAAUCCAGACCUGGCCAAGCCUGCCAGGUGCCUCGGUUCGUGCGUGUGAACACGCUCAAGACCUGCCCUGAGGAUGCGAUCGAUUAUUUCAAGAGACAAGGUUUCUCCUACCAGGGCCGGGCUUCCAGCCUGGAGGACUUGCGAACUCUCAAGGGGCAACAUUUUCUUUUGGACCCCUUGUUGCCUGAGCUUCUUGUGUUUCCUGCACAGACAGAUAUGCAUGAGCAUCCGCUCUACCAUGCUGGACAUCUCAUCCUGCAGGAUAAGGCCAGCUGUCUCCCAGCCAUGCUGCUAUCACCUCCACCAGGCUCCCAUGUCAUUGAUGCCUGUGCUGCCCCUGGCAACAAGACCAGUUACGUUGCAGCCCUUUUGAAGAAUCAGGGGAAGAUCUUUGCUUUCGACCAGGAUGCUAAGCGGCUGGCGGCCAUGGCUACCUUGUUGGCUCGGGCUGGGGUCUCUUGCUGCGAGAUAGCAGAGAAGGACUUCCUGACAGUUUCUCCCUCUGACCAGCGUUACAGCCAGGUCCAGUACAUCUUGCUGGAUCCUUCCUGUAGUGGUUCUGGUAUGCUGAGCCGGCAGCUGGAGGAACAGGGAGGGGCCACACCUAGCAAGGAGCGCCUGCAGGCCUUGGCAGGGUUCCAGCAGCGGGCUCUGUGCCACGCACUCACCUUCCCCUCUCUGCAGCGCCUAGUCUACUCCACAUGUUCCCUUUCCCAAGAAGAGAAUGAAGACGUGGUCCAAGAGGCUCUACAGCAGAACCUGGGGACCUUCAGAUUGGCUCCUGUCCUACCGGACUGGCCUCACCGAGGUCUGAGUACCUUUCCAGGGUCUGAACACUGCCUCCGGGCUUCCCCAGAGACCACGCUCACUGGUGGCUUCUUCAUUGCUGUGUUUGAACGGGGAGAUGUAGUGCCAAGCCCAGUCCCACAGGCCAAAGCAGCAGCCCCAGAACCUCUCAGCCAAGCACCAAAGAGAAAGAGAAGAUGCAAAGUAGCAGCUGGUGCCAGCACGCAGCCAGGCACAUAGUGCUGUGAGCCCUCCAGCGAACAAAACCAUCCUCACCAUGGAAACCCUGCCCCUCUGGGAAAGGGAGAUGAUGUCCUAGCACUGUGGGUCUCUCCUGGACACAGUUCUACCAGUCAAGAGUUCUUUGUGUCACAAAUAAAGAGCAGACUCAGAUCUA
Psammomys obesus (fat sand rat) is the source of this 1564-nucleotide messenger RNA. RefSeq names its product NOP2/Sun RNA methyltransferase 5 (gene Nsun5). Bases 10 to 1407 code for a protein of 465 amino acids. Gene Ontology annotation, molecular function: methyltransferase activity. Gene Ontology annotation, cellular component: nucleolus. Lineage: Eukaryota; Metazoa; Chordata; Mammalia; Rodentia; Muridae. The transcript has 10 exons. The record is from RefSeq and is a predicted model, not a curated record. Gene Ontology annotation, biological process: rRNA base methylation.